UUUCCUGAACAAAAAUCAUGUUCACUGAAACUAUUUAUAUUGAUUUGAUAUUUCUGACAGUUCAGACCAAGACCUCUGCUUUGAAACUGCAAUGGGUGGUUCCAAAUCAGUACCAGAACCAUCUCCAGACCUUAAUACACCAUGGAGGGAAACAAAAUGGACCAGAGAGGAGAAAGAACGACUGAUGAAAGAAAUAAGGAACUUAACACCAAGAUAUAAAGAAGCAAAAGAAUUAAGAAUCAUGAUGACUGGGCAGAUCAAGGCUGGAAAGUCCAGUUACGUCAAUACAGUUAAUUCUGUGUUUCAAGGUUAUUUGACAAGCCGAGCUUUGGCCGGUAAGGAUACACAUAGUUUUACCAAGAAGCUUACACCAUACUAUGUAGAGGACCCUGCAAAAGGAAAAGAUGGAUUUCUCCCUUUUGUUAUCUAUGACAUCAUGGGAAUAGAUCAUAUUCUGACAAGACCUGAUGACUUCAUCGGUGCGGUGAAAGGCCAUAUAAGAGAUGGAUACACGUUCAAUCCAAUCAGUCCUCUCAGUGAUGAUUCUCCAUAUUUCAACAAGAAUCCCACUGUGAAUGACAGGACCCACUGUCUUGUCUACAUUGUAGCAGCAGAUCAACUGAGCAUUAUGGGAAAUCAUGUUCUGAAGCUCAUAAACGAAAUCAGAUCAAAUGCCAGUGAUCUUGAAAUUCCCCAGGUUGUGCUGUUAACUAAGGUGGAUUUAGCCUGUCCAUUGGUAGCAGGUGAUCUCAAGAAAGUGUACAGGAGCAGAUACAUCAAACACCAGAUAGAGAAGGCCAGUAAGAUAUUGGGCAUUCCUGUAAACUGCAUUCUUCCUGUGAAGAACUACCAUGAGCAAAUCAGUCUGAAUGAUGAGACUGAUGUCCUGGCCCUGACGUCACUGCUGCAGAUACUCAGAUUUGCUAAUGACUACUUACAGAACUUGUAUCAACAGAAAUAUAAGACAGAGUUGCAAAGUAUUCAAUAACUACUGCACGCACUAAAUCUUAAUUGUCACUGCAACAUAUUUGAACAGCUUAAUUAACUCAAUUUAGUUUCUUGGCUUUCUGAUAUUUUCAUAUAUUUAUUUGAUAGUGUAAUCUAAAAAUAACACCUUAUAAAAUAUUAAUAUAAAAUAAGAAUAAAAAACAUCAAUUACUAAUUAGAAUUAAACCUUUUAUUAUGUUAGGCUUUUUCACAAAAUAGAAAGCAGCAGCUACAGUAUAUCACCCUGUAACUCGGAACUGGCAGCCUGCUGAAGCUCAGCAGGUGGGAGCCUGGCCAGUACCUGAAUGGGAGACCUCCUGGGAAAGUUCAGGAUAAGGAUUAAUGAUUGACAAUGGGCAGUCCAGAAAUGCACUAUGUACUGUAAGAUCACAUUUAGAGAAAAGAAAGGGGGAAAUGAAGAGAGGAAAGAAAGGAGGUCAGAUGACAAGAGGGGAGUCAGGAGGAGUUGGAACUUGAAGCUUGUGCCAGGCGAGAGUGCCUACUUCAUGAUCAUCCAGACAAAACCUGACUGGAGCUAAGUAUUUGAACCUUGUCGCUCUGUAUUUUUAGGGAACUUUGGUUUCCUGGGUAAAAGAUAACUCGGUUAGAGAAGUCUGUUAGAAGAUCUCCAACAGAAUGAAGACACAGACGACAACAGUCUUCCCAGACCUAGCAGUGCUGAGGGUGCUGGUAUCAGCAAUCUGAACCUCUGGGUUCCUCAGCCAACAGGUUAAACCAUUGAACAGGACUUGGAGGAGCACUGCAAGAUCAGAACCCUUGUGACACCCACGCUACAUUAGAGGACUGGGUGAGAUGUGAGACAUUUCAAGUGCAGAGCAGCAGCUCUGAAAUCUGUGCUGCCAAUUGAAUUACUGCCUGCAACAGCAGCACACAGUUUUCUUUGCGACAGGGCACUGAAGACAUGCCUCUCCUAGAACUUACUUCUGCCUGCAGUACCGAUAACCUGUCUGUCUCACCUCAUACAUCGGUCUGCAUCAGCGUCAGAAACCAAAGAGAGGGUCACAUAACCCCUCCAGACAAGAACUGUCAGGUAUCGGUGAGCCAGGACGUUAUCCUUGAACUAUCUCCCUCAUUGUAGCAACUGGACAGACAGCUUACUGAAUUUGUCUCAUCUCCAAUUCACAGUAGCAAGAUUGGACAGUUCCAAUUUGAACUCGGCCCCAAACCAUGCAAACAUAAGAGUACAUAAAGUUGAAAAGAAUCCAAAAAAUAUCAGUAGGAAGAAAGGAAGAUGAAGAAAAAGGAAAAAACAAAUAAAAGGAUAAAAAAGGAGAGAAAGGGAAAAUAGAAUGGAGGAAAAUUAGAUACAGGUAAGGCACAGAAAAAAUAAGGGAAAAAACAGAGAAGGUGAACAACACAAAAUAGGCAUGGCAAGAAAGGAAAGCAAAAAAAGGUGGAAACAAAACAAUAGUGACUGGAACAACACGGAACAAUGGUAACACUAAGUUUAUGAAACAGACAGCAAAAGUUAAUUAAAAAUCAAUAAAAUCGGUCACUUAAAGCAAAAUUUGGAUAAGCCAUCUUGAAAUUAAGAAAUCAAACAACCUUGACAUUUUCAGUAUAACCAUGGUGUGACAUUUUAAUCUCUUAACAACUGGCCAUCUAUAUAUAGUUUUUGUUUUUCAAAUUAGCACGCUUUCUGUAUUUCUUAAGAAGAGGUAGUAGCACUCUUCUAUGUUCAUUGAUCUUUGGAGAGAAUAUAUGUCUAAUACCAUCAGUUCCAUUGCCAGACACCUUCCAUUGUCCAGUUGGCAAUGAAACAAUGAAGGACAUAAACUGUUGUUCUAAAGUGUAGAACCUCUGUUUUCUAACAGGGUGAUUCUUCCGGGUUUCAGGAAGUCACUUUCUUGCAUUGUUAGCCUUCUCCUGCAGCCAAUGGCAACUCUACUGAUACGUAAGGCAGUUUUCACUUCUGCUGAGCUCUGGUUUAUAACUUGUCUCCAUCUCCAACCUACUGAACAGAGUUUAUAUAGGGAGGGACAGAGUUCCUGUUUGUCAUGGCAGUAAAUAGCAACAGCUAGCUGACAGCCCAUUACAUACUGAAAGGACAUUUAAUGAUUUUAUGCAUAAUUGUACUCUUCUUUAAUUUAAUUUAAAUUUUAUAAAGCA
Lepisosteus oculatus (spotted gar) is the source of this 3117-nucleotide messenger RNA. The record is from RefSeq and is a predicted model, not a curated record. Lineage: Eukaryota; Metazoa; Chordata; Actinopteri; Semionotiformes; Lepisosteidae.